This is a messenger RNA of Penaeus vannamei (Pacific white shrimp), 1513 nucleotides long. The record is from RefSeq and is a predicted model, not a curated record. Lineage: Eukaryota; Metazoa; Arthropoda; Malacostraca; Decapoda; Penaeidae.
AUGUGUCCGCAUGUGCAUCUCCUAUGGCUUUCACACCUCCGACGCAAUCCAAUUAAAGAAGAUAAACAGCAUCACAGCCUUUUAUUACGUCACAACCCGCAGUUAAUCUUGCAACCUGGCCGGUCAACUGUGGUCACGCUACGCUCCGACGGGCUUAGGUUCCACUGCCCGCCGCUUCUGAGGGCACGAGUGAACACAGCGGUGCCUUAUGGUGCCAAGACAGCAUCGGGUGGCAAGGGAGACGGCGCGCUCUCACGUGACCCGGAGGAAGGCGAAGGGAGGCCGCCGCCGCCGCAUCCGAACACGAUCUAUGAAACCGAAAAUGUCAAGCGUGAACAGCGCGAGAGGAGCCACGACCUCGCGCGAUGGAACUUGGCCCUCGAGGAACAGCACCGAGGCAGCGCGAGUCAAGGCAGCGCGUCUCGAGGAACAGCACCGAGGAGCGCAGGUCCACUCGAGGCGAGGCAGCGCGGGUCUCGAGGAACAGCACGAGGCAGCGCGGGUCUCGAGGAACAGCACCGAGGCAGCGCGGGUCUCGAGGAACAGCACCAAGGCAGCGUGGGUCUCGAGGAACAGCACCGAGGCAGCGCGAGUCUCGAACAGCACCGAGGCAGCGCGGGUCUCGAGGAACAGCACCAAGGCAGCGCGGGUCUCGAGGAAACAGCACCGAGGCAGCGCGAGUCUCGAGGAACAGCACCGAGGCAGCGCGGGUCUCGAGGAACAGCACCGAGGCAGCGCGGGUCUCGAGAACAGGCAGCGCGGGUCUCGAGGAACAGCACCGAGGCACGCGGGUCUCGAGGAACAGCACCGAGGCAGCGCGGGUCUCGAGGAGCACCGAGCGCGCGGGUCUCGAGGAACAGCACCGAGGCAGCGCGGGUCUCGAGGAAACAGCACCGAGGCAGCGCGAGUCUCGAGGAACAGCACCAAGGCAGCGCGGGUCUCGAGGAACAGCACCGAGGCAGCGCGGUCUCGAGGAACAGCCGAGGCAGCGCGGGGUCUCGAGGAACAGCACCGAGGCAGCGCGGGUCUCGAGGAACAGCACCGAGGGCAGCGCGAGGUCUCGAGGAACAGCACCGAGGCAGCGCGGGUCUCGAGGAACAGCACCGAGGCAGCGCGGUCUCGAGGAACAGCACCGAGGCAGCGCGGGUCUCGAGGAACAGCACCGAGGCAGCGCGGGUCUCGAGGAACAGCACCGAGGCAGCGCGGUUCUCGAGGAACAGCACCGAGGCAGCGCGGGUCUCGAGGAACAGCAACCGAGGCAGCGCGGGUCUCGAGGAACAGCACCGAGCAGCGCGGGUCUCGAGGAACAGCACCGAGGCAGCGCGGGUCUCGAGGAAACAGCAACAGCACCGAGCAGCGCGGGUCUUCGAGGAACAGCACCGAGGCAGCGCGGGUUCUCGAGGAACAGCACCGGAGGCAGCGCGGGUCUCGAGGAAACCAGCACCGAGGCAGCGCGGGUCUCGAGGAACCAGCCACCGAGGCCAGCGCGGAGUUCUCGAGGAACAGCACCGAG